GGUUCACUGUGAAUAUACAGUAAGUCCAGACAAUAUGAUGUAACGACGGUUUAAGAAUUGACAUAAAGAAAGAAGGUGACUAUGGAGAUUAGUGGUUUACCACUGGAACUCUGGCGUUUGAUCCUUGCCUACCUACCUCUUCCUGACCUUGGACGCUGUAGCAUGGUAUGCAGAGCAUGGUAUGAACUCAUCCUGAGCCUGGAUAAUACGCGCUGGAGAGAACUCUGUUUAGGCUGCAUUGAGUGCAAGCACCCUAACUGGCCCAAUGAGCCAGAUGUUGAACCCCGCUCAUGGAGAGAAGCUUUUAAGCAGCACUAUGUAGCAUCCAGAACCUGGACUAAAAAUGCCCAGGACCUUGAAUCGUCAAAUUGUUUGCACUUGUUUAGAAAAAAGAAAGACAGAAAAACAAUCUAUGUAGGACCUGGGGGUGAUCAUGAUAACCUGAGGAGUGCCUUAGGUGUAGCCAACAUAUAUGAUAAAAUAGUGCUUUACCCAGGGGUGUAUGAGGAGCAGAGUGAGGUCAUCCUGAAGGUACCUGUGGAGAUCGUGGGACAGGGUAACCUUGGAGAUGUUGCCCUACUAGCUGGCUUUGAUCAGCACUGCCUCACAGCACGUCUAUGCAAUUUGGUCUUCAUGCCAGCUUGGUUUACUCCUGUUGUAUACAAGAUAUCAUCAGGCCAUGUCCAGUUUGACAACUGCAACUUUGAAAACGGACAGCUGCAAGUUAGUGUGCCAGGAACAUGUCAGCUUAAGUUCUGCACCUUCAACCAGUCCAGUAUUAGCUUCCACAGUGUUGCUUUCAGCAUCAUUGAAAACUGUGAGUUCAAUGGAAGUGAAAAUGCCUCUGUGACUGUGGAAGGCUACCCCACCUCUGAAAAAAACUGGGCUUGUAAGUACAUGGCAAUUUUAGCCAAAUCCCGAUUGCUUCUAAAUGGGAAUGACCAAGCACUUUCAGAAACCGUCUGCACAGUGACCCAAAAUGAUGUGUCAGUACAGAAUGCAAGGAACUGUGAGAUAGUAAUAAAUGGAGUUCCAGGUGAAUCUCAGUCUGUUCCCUUGUCCCAUGACCAUUGUGACAAGGAAAACCAAACAAAUGGGAAUCUAUGCACAACAAAAGAGAGUGAGGCCAUGACACUUCGAACAGACUGUAGCGACAGUGAACUUAGCAGCUUCAGUGACACUGAUGAAGACAGUGAUGAACAGUCAGUGUACAAACUUUCUUAUCGGUCUCAUGGUCUUAGCCAUAUGUUAGCAAGGACAGAAGAGUUUAGGCCACAGAGGAAUGGACUGUCUGUUCUUUCAAGUGACCUGGAACUAAAAACUUUACAACAAGAACUGCAGAGAGAUAAAGAGGCCCAGUCCCUAGCAAAUUUCUUACAUGGAUGUCUCAUCCGGAAGUGCCUUUUCAGAGAUGGGAAGGGAGGUGUAUUCAUCUGUACUCAGGGACAAGCCAGGUUAGAAGGAAAUAUUUUCAGAGGUCUGACUUAUGCAGUCCGCUGUAUACAGAAUUCCAAGAUUGUAAUGCUGAAGAAUGAAAUCAGCCAUUGUAAAGCAUCAGGAAUAUUCUUUCGCCUUACUGCCGGGGGCCUUAUCGCUGAUAAUAACAUUCACUCAAAUGCUGAGGCUGGAGUAGAUAUCCGGAAAGGAGCUAAUCCUCUCAUACUGUGUAAUAAGAUACAUAGUGGUCUUCGUUCUGGUAUUGUUGUCCUUGGCAACGGAAAGGGCAUCAUUCGAAGCAACCAAAUCUACGGAAAUAAAGAAGCUGGCAUUUAUAUUUUAUACAAUGGGAACCCUGUGGUGAGUGGGAACCAUAUCUUUCAAGGACAUGCAGCAGGUGUGGCAGUUAAUGAGAAUGGAAGAGGCCAGAUUUUAGAAAAUGUCAUCCGUGAGAAUCAGUGGGGUGGUACAGAUAUCAGGCGUGGAGGAGACCCUAUUCUCAGAAGAAACCUUAUCUGCUAUGGUUACUCUGAUGGAGUAGUUGUUGGAGAAAAGGGAAAAGGUCUGAUAGACGGAAACACCAUUUAUGGUAACAAGGGCUGUGGGGUGUGGAUUAUGUCCUCCAGUCUGCCACACAUAACCAGCAACCAAAUUGGCCAUAACAGCAUCUAUGGAAUCGCUGUCUUCUGCAGAAAAGAUGAUGCAAAUGACUACCUUGCUAAUCAGGCAGGGAAUGAGAACUACAAUGAUGAAGGAGAGGCUGCAAACUGGGAGAAUGAUUUGGAGAGUGAGGAUGACAGGUUCACAUCAGAGAGGCCGAUCAGUGUAGCACUGAUUGAAUCGAACAGCAUUAGUCACAAUGGCGCUGCUGGCUUAUAUGUCAAAAGCAGUGAGGCCUUGAAUAUCGCAACAAAUGCAGUGCAUGCCAACCAUGACAGCGGCAUUGCAGUGUUCCAGAGUACACAGCUGACUCGAAUAGCAAACAACAGCAUCACUUGUAACAGUGCAGCUGGUGUACUGAUUGAAACAGGGUGUAAAGUCGAACUUCGUGGAAAUGGAAUCUAUGACAACAAUAGUCACGGCAUAAUAUCCAAGGGAGAUGGUAUUAUUCUGGAGAAUGAUAUCUUGGGAAAUCAUGGCUCUGGUAUUCAGCUUUUAGAAUCUGCAGAUGUAAAGGUACUGAGAAACAGAAUCCAAUCUGUUCACAACUUUGCAGUUGCCAUCCUGGAUCAAGCUAAGGGUUUGGUGCAGGACAACACAAUUUUUCAAGGCAAAUCAGAAAAAAAUAUUUUGCAGCAACUGGUAAAUACAGAAGAUUGUACCAUUCAAAAUAAUGAAUUCCUGGCAUAUAAGAAAAAGUCUGAUGUAGCUGAGAGACUUGAAAACCCUCCUGCCAGGCCACACAUUGAAGGCUCCAACAGAGACAAUUCUACAGAUGAAACAAGUCAGAAGGUAGCAACUGUGACGACCAGAAUAUCUACACGAGUCGAAGGAGGUUGCCACAAUGGUGGGAGUAUCUUCUGUUCCAUUCUGUGAUUGGAGAAACUGAACCCAGCAACCCCUUUCAUUUCAGGGGAUACAACUGGAUGCAUUCCGACAUUUGUGUCUCUAGGACUAGUGUUUGCUGGCAUGUACAGCUUCAGAUGAUGGACUUCAGCCUUCAUUGGAUUUACUGUAAUGUGGCUAGCUCAGUAUUAAAUUUAAAUCAGACAUUUAACCAAACCCUCCCUUAAAACAGAAAAGAUAAGAACAAUAAGUAUAAAUGAACUAUAGUUUUAAGUCUUCUGUAAAAUGGGUUGGUAACAUGUAAAUGGAGCCUGUUUCUGAGAAAGGACUGUAGUACAUACAGCACAUGACAGAUCAUAUUUGAGUAUUUUGUUAACUCUAACAAACUAAAAUACUAAAAGUGAAUAUAUAUAAAGAAGAUCCAACUUCUGCUAAAAACAUAGCUGGAAGGACAGUACAGCAGAACCCUUAAAGAGAAAAGUCAGAGGCAUUUCCAAUCUUAUCCAAGACUUUAAAAAUAAUGUAAAAGUAAAUGUGAUGGUUGCUGCUGUGCUCUAGAGGGAUAAAGCUCUGACUACACCUGAACCAGGUUUGAUUAGCGGUUCAGGUGACUGAUGGAGCAGCAAGGAAGGGAUGAGUGUGCUGGGUGAGAAGACACUCUCUGAUACUGUUCCUAAGGGGAGGCGUGGUACAAAGAGGGGAGUUGCCCUCGGAUACACUCAAUGAGCAUUGGAGGUGGGAAAAGGGAAAUAUGAAAGGUGUAAACAACCCCCCCCCCCAGUGGAAGCACAGAUGAGAUGAGCCCCCAGGGCGCCCUUAGGGUCCAUUACCAGCCCCAGCAAUACUGGAGUGAAUCCUGAGAGGUAGGUGUAUGGUUCAUAGACCCAGCGUGGAUGUGGGGUACUGGAAGCCAGGCUGGUAUUAAUGAGGUCUUUGGGGACCAAAAUAUUAAAAGAAAUACAAAAGUAAAAGCACUUCAUUCUUGUCACUCAUUGGAUUAAUUAUGCAUUAAACAUAUGUAAGUAAAUUGUGAAUUGCUAUAGUAGGUUAAAGCAGCAAUAGUCUGGCAGCACAGAAUUCUGUACUAGGAUUCUAAUCCUCAUCUUCAUCUCCUGCCAAAUCAAACUUGCCCCCAGAUCUGAGGUUUGAAUGAGCAGGUUUCAGAGAAGAUAGCAAAAGUAAGCAUUGUUUCCAUGGGAUGUGAUAGAAAUAAGCUGUGUUAGGGUAUUCGUGUACUUAGUGUUUAGGCAUAAAUAAUUUCAAACAAAAGAAAAUAAAGGUCUAGUUUUAUAAUUUGUUACUGCUAAUGACCACCAUAAAUACUUUUUGACUACAGGUUCCCCUAAUUUUUAUGUAGAGCUAAUUAUUACCAAUAAUGUAUUC
Messenger RNA from Protopterus annectens (West African lungfish), 4326 nucleotides. It is a transcript of the gene FBXO10, whose product is annotated as F-box protein 10. The transcript is spliced from 11 exons. The coding region runs from base 82 to 2973 and encodes 963 amino acids. NCBI's taxonomy places the organism in Eukaryota, Metazoa, Chordata, Ceratodontiformes, Protopteridae. The record is from RefSeq and is a predicted model, not a curated record. Gene Ontology annotation, biological process: protein ubiquitination; ubiquitin-dependent protein catabolic process; regulation of apoptotic process. Gene Ontology annotation, molecular function: protein binding.